GGACGUCCCGCUCUAAGGAAAUUGUUGCUUGUAUGACCAAUUGCAAUCGACAUUAACGGAAUUGUUAACGUCAUGAACAACGAAUGUUGGCGUCACUGAUUUUUUUGACGACCACUUUCUUUUUAGGUGCUCUCUUUUGACAAGAAGGUACCAUCUGUGAUAUUAGAAAGCAAAAUCUGAAUAAUCCAAGAAAAUGAGGAUUUAUAAAGAUAUUUUUACCGGAGACGAAAUGUUCUCAGAUACCUACAAAAUGAAAUUAGUAGACGAAGUUCUAUACGAGGUAUAUGGAAAAUUAAUUCAACGUAAACACGGAGACGUCCAAAUAGAUGGAGCCAAUCCAUCAGCUGAAGAAGCCGAUGAAGGUACAGACGAAGCUGUUGAAUCUGGAGUAGAUAUUGUACUCAAUCACAGGUUGUGCGAAACAUAUGCUUUCGGCGACAAAAAGUCUUACACAGCAUAUCUUAAAGACUAUAUGAAAAAAUUAGUAUCCAAGUUGGAAGAAAAAGCACCAGAUCAAGUAGAUGUAUUCAAAACUAAUAUGAAUAAAGUAAUGAAAGACAUCUUAGGAAGGUUUAAAGAACUUCAAUUUUUCACUGGAGAAUCUAUGGAGAUUGAUGGUAUGGUAGGUUUAAUGGAAUAUAGAGAAAUCGAUGGAAACUCUGUGCCUGUAAUGAUGUUCUUCAAACAUGGCUUGGAAGAAGAGAAAUUUUAGAGUCAUUUUAAAUUAUUGCUAUAUUGUUUAUUUAAUUUAUACUCAAAUUUUUUAAACCUAAUUGGAUUGUAACAGCCGAUAAUCUCCUGCA
Diorhabda sublineata is the source of this 803-nucleotide messenger RNA. It is a transcript of the gene Tctp, whose product is annotated as translationally-controlled tumor protein homolog. The record is from RefSeq and is a predicted model, not a curated record. The coding region runs from base 194 to 712 and encodes 172 amino acids. Gene Ontology annotation, cellular component: cytoplasm. The transcript is spliced from 3 exons. Gene Ontology annotation, molecular function: calcium ion binding. Lineage: Eukaryota; Metazoa; Arthropoda; Insecta; Coleoptera; Chrysomelidae.